UAAAAGUCGCAAAGUACAAGUUGAAUAUGAUAUAUAUAAGAAGAAUAAACAACCGAAAUUUACAACUUACGAACAGUUGCAAUGGCAGUGUAUGUGCCUUUGUGAGAAGGUUUGAUUAUUUCACAAAUGUGGUUAGGAAAAGUUCAGGAGAAAACACACGACUACCUUCCACCGGCAAUCAGAAAGUAAACGACGAGCACACAGUGAAAAUGUCGACGUACGAAAGAGAUCGACUGGGUCAACGAGGAACUGGAGACAAUGCCUCAACAAGUUCCACAAGCGGUCUGGAUCGCCUAAAGAACCCCAAGCUAAAUAAGGGGAUGGCCUUUACUUUGGAAGAACGCCAAAUACUGGGAAUCCACGGUUUUCUCCCUCCAAGAGUAAAAACACAAGAGGAACAACUGGAACAUUGUCGUAUGUGUCUGGAGCGACUUGACGAUAGUCUUAACAAAUAUCUUUAUUUAAUGAAUCUUCUCGACCGCAACGAGAAAUUGUUUUAUCGCCUUGUUGGGGAGAAUGUUCAAGAUAUAAUGCCUCUGAUUUACACCCCCACUGUAGGUUUAGCAUGUCAAAAAUUCGGCUUGGUUUAUCGCCGACCUAGAGGCCUUUUCAUCACAAUUCACGAUAAAGGGCAUGUUUAUGAUAUUUUGAGUAAUUGGCCAGAACCCGAUAUUAGGGUAAUCGUGGUGACCGACGGUGAGCGUAUUUUGGGUUUGGGUGACUUGGGUGCGUGUGGUAUGGGAAUUCCCAUCGGCAAACUGUCUCUAUACACAGCCUUGGCUGGUAUCAAACCGCACCAAUGUUUGCCCAUAACCUUAGACGUUGGUACCAACACGGAAAAAAUGCUAAACGAUCCUCUUUACAUCGGCCUGAAACAGAAUCGGGUCCGAGGCCAAGAAUACGACGACUUCAUCGACGAAUUUAUGCGAGGGGUUGUGCGUCGCUGGGGCCAAAACACCCUCAUCCAAUUUGAAGACUUUGGAAACGCCAACGCGUUCCGUCUUUUAGCCAAAUACAGGGACAAUUAUUGCACUUUCAAUGAUGAUAUUCAAGGCACUGCCAGUGUGGCAGUUGCGGGAAUUUUGGCCUCGAUUCGGGCCACCAAAACGCGACUUUCGGAAAACACUUUGGUGUUUCAAGGAGCUGGGGAAGCCUCCCUUGGGAUCGCCGCCCUUUGCGUCAUGGCCAUGAAAGCCGAAGGGACGCCAGACCAAGAAGCACGUAAAAGAAUCUGGAUGGUUGAUUCGAAAGGUUUGAUUGUUAAAAACCGACCAGAUGGGGGGAUCACCGAACACAAGGAGCCCUUCGCUCAGGAUCAUGAACCGAUUAAGACACUCGCCGAAGUUGUGAAAAAAGUUAAACCGACGAUUUUGAUUGGGGCUGCGGCGAUUGGGGGCGCUUUCACGCCGGAAAUUUUGCAAGAAGUGGCUAAGAAUUGCAAAAAACCGGUUAUUUUCGCCCUGAGUAAUCCCACAUCCAAGGCUGAGUGUACUGCUGAGCAAGCCUACCAAAACACCGAUGGAAAUUGCAUUUUUGCCAGUGGAAGUCCCUUCGAUCCUGUCACCUACAAAGGGCGUACUUAUUAUCCGGGACAAGGGAAUAAUUCGUAUAUUUUCCCGGGGGUUGGGCUAGCAGCGAUUUGUGUAGGGAUGCGCACCAUUGGAGAAGACAUUUUCCUAAUUGCUGCAGAGACUCUUGCUAACAUGGUGUCUGAUGCCGACUUUGAGAAGGGAAGUCUCUACCCCCCGUUGUCCACAAUCCAAGAUGUGUCUGUGAAAAUUGCAACACGUCUUGGGGAAUAUGCUUACAAAAAAGGUUUGGCAACCGUGUUACCCAAACCCGACGAUAUGGAAGCUUUCAUAAGGGCACAAAUGUACAACACAGACUACUUGCCCGCAGUCCCUUGCACUUACCCAUUCCCCUAAAUGUAAUUUAUUAUUUAUAAAAUGUUGCUGGUGGUAGGAAAUGAACUGUCGACCAGUUUAUUUUGUAAAUUUAUUUUUAAAAUAAAUGUAAAUUAUUUGUUUUUAUAAUAGUGUUUUCAUUCAAUAAAAAUAUCACUGUUAAUAUGUAA
Messenger RNA from Tribolium madens (black flour beetle), 2074 nucleotides. Its product is annotated as NADP-dependent malic enzyme-like. Gene Ontology annotation, biological process: pyruvate metabolic process; malate metabolic process. The transcript has 8 exons. Gene Ontology annotation, molecular function: NAD binding; malate dehydrogenase (decarboxylating) (NADP+) activity; malate dehydrogenase (decarboxylating) (NAD+) activity. The coding region runs from base 27 to 1925 and encodes 632 amino acids. The record is from RefSeq and is a predicted model, not a curated record. Gene Ontology annotation, cellular component: mitochondrion. Lineage: Eukaryota; Metazoa; Arthropoda; Insecta; Coleoptera; Tenebrionidae.